Molecule: messenger RNA, 991 nt
Organism: Notechis scutatus (mainland tiger snake)
Lineage: Eukaryota; Metazoa; Chordata; Lepidosauria; Squamata; Elapidae
Source: RefSeq, a predicted model, not a curated record
GGGAUGUGCUUCCUGUGACAUAUGGAGGAACCCUACCACAUUCUAGCUGGAAUUGAGUGUCACCUUGGUCUAAACGGGUCCUUUAUGUUACCAACGUGUUUGUGUUUCUCUAGUCUUUUAGUUCUGGUUAUCCUCAACAUGAUGCUGUUCUACCGGCUGUGGUCUCUGGAGCACACAGCCCGAACCGUGGAGUCAUGGCAGACGUAUGCGCUCUCCAGUGGGAAGCUUCCACAGACGGCCUCGGAAUGGGCAGAGAUUUUGGAGUUGCAGAAACAGUUCCAUAGCGUGGAGGUGCAAAAGUGGAAACAGAUCCUGAAGGCAUCAGUGGAACUUCUGGAUGAGAUGAAGCUCUCCCUGGAGAAGUUGCAGCAAGGCAUCAUGGUGGCAGAACCCCCGUUGGAACCGGAGUGAAGGCACAGUACCUUCCCCCCUCUCUCUCUCUCUUUUGAGAAGGUUGCUGAGUUACCAGAAAGAAGGCUCCUGAGAUCUAUCUCAGAAACUGUUGAACCAGUGGCGUGGACAUCCUGCGGGAGGAGACAGCACCGGGCUCCUCGCCAGAUCCAUCACCUUGGACAUUAUCCUCAAGGGUUGCCCCUGGUAGCGAUGGGUCUCUUGGUUUUUGCCGGGAACAUCUUUCUUGGACCAUUCUCCCUGGGAUAGUUCCUGUAGGGACUUCUCUUUAUCCCUUUCCCCACUCCAGUGCUAUUUUUAUUGCAGCCAGGACCUUCCGAGAAUCCUUGAUUUUCCUGUAUCCUGGCACCGGUCCUUUUAUUUUUCUUUCCCCCAGCUAUUGUUUGGGGAGGAAGGGAUCAGUUUUGGGGAAGGGGGUGUCCUCUGGAGCUGGGAUCUCUCUUUUGCCCUGAAACUUCACUCAGCAGCUAAGACACCCUAAUGGAGGACAGCAAAAAACCCAGUCCUGCCAUUCUCUUAGUCUGCCUCUCUAACGCACAAGCGAUCAUGAACUGACGGCGGGGCAAAAGCAAAUCAGAGG